AUGGUGUACCGGGGCCAGGGCCAGAAGGUGAUGGUGCAGCCCAUCUAUCUCAUCUUCAGGUACUUGCAAAAUAGAUCUCGGAUUCAAGUGUGGCUUUAUGAGCAAGUGAAUAUGCGGAUAGAGGGCUGUAUCAUUGGUUUUGAUGAGUAUAUGAACCUCGUAUUAGAUGAUGCAGAAGAAAUUCAUUCUAAAACAAAGUCAAGAAAACAACUGGGUCAAAUCAUGCUAAAAGGAGAUAAUAUUACUCUGCUCCAAAGUGUCUACAACUAGAAAUGAUCAAUGAAGUGAGAAAUUGUUGAGAAGGCAAUACAUUUUGUUUUUUAGGUGUUGUUAAAAGUGUAGCUGUAAAACAUUUAUU
Molecule: messenger RNA, 358 nt
Organism: Hippopotamus amphibius kiboko
Lineage: Eukaryota; Metazoa; Chordata; Mammalia; Artiodactyla; Hippopotamidae
Product: small nuclear ribonucleoprotein E-like
Exons: 1
Coding region: 1-270 (89 amino acids)
Biological process (GO): spliceosomal snRNP assembly; mRNA splicing, via spliceosome
Cellular component (GO): U2 snRNP; precatalytic spliceosome; U4/U6 x U5 tri-snRNP complex
Molecular function (GO): RNA binding
Source: RefSeq, a predicted model, not a curated record